This is a messenger RNA of Trypanosoma conorhini, 4203 nucleotides long. Its product is annotated as ATP-dependent RNA helicase-like protein. The record is from RefSeq and is a predicted model, not a curated record. Bases 1 to 4203 code for a protein of 1400 amino acids. The transcript has a single exon. NCBI's taxonomy places the organism in Eukaryota, Euglenozoa, Kinetoplastea, Trypanosomatida, Trypanosomatidae. Gene Ontology annotation, cellular component: intracellular anatomical structure. Gene Ontology annotation, molecular function: RNA binding; ATP binding.
AUGCGACGCCUUGUGCGCGCAUCCGCUCCUGUGACGGCCUUGGCCCGCGAAGUGUGGCGCGGUCGUGUUCUCUGGGCCCCUCGUGCGCAACCCCGACAUCGUGGGUUUGCUGGGGGCCGUCGUCCAGCAGCUCAACAGGAGGAAGGCAAUGUGGGGAGGUCGCGAAUAACAUUUCACACCGUACCCCCGCUGCAGGUGGACAUGCGGGCGGAGUCGCAGGUUGAGUCCUUCUUGAGAUCCCAGCUGCGGGGGGCGGAGUCGUCGCCGUCACUGUCAACAAAGCUGCUCUCCGCGCCCAGCGUUUGUGUGGUAAAUGUCCCCAGGUCCACCUUGAAGCGGGCCGUGCUGGACUUCCAUGUGCGAGGAAGACCGGUGCGGGCAAUGGGACAAUCUUGCCGCGCAAAAAAAGCCAGGGCACUUUGCUGCAUGCACGCAGCGAGGCUCAUUGAUCACUUUUCGCUAGACGACGUGAACAGCAGCAGUGCCGCGCCUCCGCCACUGGAGGAGGGCACCGAAGAACGCGCUCGUAGUAAUUAUCUGAAGGAUGUGAUGUGUGUCCGACGACGUUCUUCCACAACGACCCCGCAGCCAGAAGAAUAUGCCCGAUGGGAAGAGUACGUGAAUGAGAGCAAACAUUAUGUUGAAGUGCAGGAAGAAAGGCGACGAAAUGCGGCGUUCGAGCAGCUGCGUAUUCCCCUUUCUGGAAACCCAUUAGUUGACAGAGCUGCGGUAAUGACAGAGCGGGAGCAGCACACCAAUCGACUGGCUCUUCAAAAGCUUAACAACGAACUUUUUGGGGCCAGCAGGGAUGUGAACGUUAUUCGCGUGUCUCAGCGUGUGUUCGUCGCCACGCUCAUAUUGGACAGCGCAUCAAAGUUGGUCGCCACUGGUGUAGCUGCGAGCGCACAAGAGGCGAAGCAACGUGUUGCAAUGCAUGCGCUUAAUAUUAUCAGGCUUGUGAAGGAGCAACGACAGUCUUGUAUCGUGGAUGGGAAGGCAUCUGUUGAUGCAGGCUGUGGAAGCUGCGCCUCCGCUGUCGCCGUGUCCCUCAGCCUUACCCCACGUUACUCAAAAAUGCUAGACUUCUUCACACUUCUCUUUGGUGUGGCUCCGUCUCCUACCUUCACGAAGGAGGGACGUUUCUACAUUUGCACCAUGAAGUUGGACGGGGUGACCUGCACAGGACGAGGCAUUAACAGGUUUGAGGCGGAGCGCCAGGCCAUCGAAAACACCUUGGGAGAGAUGGAGCUGUAUGAUGAGCGGCUGCAUGGCAUUAACAGCAUCAUUGCGCAGUACCCGAGCCUUCAGCCGCAGUGUGUGCCGACGGUCAAACUGCCGGAUGGGUUGAAGAAUGAGAUCCACGCCUUUGUGCAGCGCUGUCAUACGGAACUUCACCUGCACGAUGAUGAAGCUGCGGCGGGAGGCGGCGUUCAGGAGGGCGCACCUGACAUGAUUUCAUCGGACAAUUUUCUGGAGGACGAGACCCGAUCGACUAUCAAGGCCCUGGAGAACGUCACUCGCGAUGAGGCCUACGCGCGACGGCUACGCAAACGCCUGUGUGAAGUCAGGGCGAACACGAAAUAUCUUGAGCUGUUUCACCCCCGUCGCUCAAGCCUGGCGAUUGCGUCCGUGGAGCGGGAUAUACUUGACGCGAUGGACCGGCACCGUGUGGCUGUCGUCUGUGGGACCACUGGAUGUGGCAAAACAACCCAGGUUCCGCAGUACAUCCUUGAUAGGGAGAUUAUGGAGGGACGGGGUGACCGGUGCUGUAUCGUCGUGACUCAACCCCGUCGACUGAGUGCGUUUAGUAUCGCAGAUCGCAUCGCAAGUGAGCGCCUGGACGUGGUGGGAAAAGAUGUUGGGUAUGCCGUGCGGCUGGAUGCCCGACCGGGGCGUCACAUCACCCUCUGCACCACCGGAGUGCUGCUUCAAAUGUUCUCCGGUAUGCCGUCACUGGACGCGGUCAGUCACCUUGUCAUUGACGAGGUCCAUGAGCGGGACAUCAACUGCGAUGUGGCCCUGGCACUCGUCAAGCAACUUUUGAUGAGCGGCAAGAACCCGAACUUGAAAGUGCUGCUCAUGAGCGCAACGAUGCAGUCUGACAUGUUUGCAUCCUACUUUGGCGAGGCCCCCGUGAUCUCCGUCGAGGGUGCGGUGUACCCGGUGAAGGAGUGCUACCUGGACCACGUGGCCCAGCUUUUCCAGCGCUCCUCCCUUCCUGGGUACUACAGCCGCAUGUUUGACUCCCUCAGCAGCGCGACCACAUCACAGCGUCGCACCACGCACCGCAACAGAGGUGGGAGUCGCGGGGUAAAGUGGCAACUCACAACGCCGCUAAAGACAGACUAUGCUCUCCUUGCACGUCUCAUUGAACGAAGUGUGGUGGUGGAUCUUCACGGAGAGGUUGCGGGUAAAUCUGUUCUUGUGUUCCUCCCAGGCUGGAAGGAGCUGGUGGCGGCAAAGCAGGCUCUUGAGGCUCUAGCGGGUGAGAAGCGAUAUCAUAUUAUUCUCUUACACUCCUCCGUAGACGCACGGAAGCAGAGGGAGUGUUUUUUGCCCGCGCCCGAAGGAUGUGUGAAAGUGGUACUCGCCACAAACAUUGCUGAGAGUGGUAUCACCAUUGACGAUGCGGCGGUGGUGAUUGACACCGGUCUGAUCAAGCAAACCUCGUGGGUGUCGCGUGUGCGUGAACCGCAUCAGGAGCAUCACGCCUCUUCGUAUUCCACUCAACUUGCUCUACAGUAUGCAAGCCGCGCCAACUGCACGCAACGCAAAGGCCGUGCUGGGCGCACGCAAGGUGGAAUUUGUUAUCGUCUCUUUCCACGAGAGGUUUGGGAUGUGCUGCCUUCCUUUCAAGAGGCGGAAAUUCACCGUGUUCCACUCACGCAAGUCCUGCUUACGCUCUUGUCACUUGGUCACACAAACCCUAAAGAGACGCUUCAAACGUUUAUUGAGCCGCCCUCUAAGAAAAAUGUUGAGGCCUCAAUGCGACAACUGCAAAGUUUGGGGGCAGUGACAGCGGCUGAGAAGUUAACGCCGCUUGGGUUGUACCUCUCGCGGCUGCCGUGUGACCCGCGCAUUGGCAAGAUGAUUAUGAUGGGCGCGGUGCUGCGUUGCCUGGAUUCUGCCCUAACGAUGGCGGCAACGGCGGAUGUCAGUCCAUUUGUAGCUGGCCGCGAGUUCUCCUUUGAGGUGCGACAGCGACGUCAUCUCUUUUCGAUGGGCUCACAGAGCGACCACAUCUCUGCCUUGAAUGCCUACAACGCCUUCUGUGGUCGCCAAGGGGAUGCCGCCUUCGCCAACGAAAACUAUCUCCACGCGGGUAACAUGCGGAUAGUCUCCCGUUACAAGCAACAGUACCGUGACAUCCUGCGUCGCUCGGGGUUUAUACGAGACGGGGAAUCCAGCUCGCCUGAAGCCCUUGACGAAGACUUCAUCGCGCCCAACGAUGGUGCAGCGGCGCCGCUGCACGUUGACUCCGGUCCACUGUCGCUUGAUGCCGCGGACGUCACACUCGCUAAGGCCUGCCUCAGUGCAACGCUCUUUCCUAACGUUGCCGUGCUGGACCCCACCCCGUUGCUGCAAGGUGGUAAGAGAGCGAAGACACUGGUGAUGCGCACCGCCACGCACAGCAGCAUCGCACCUUCCAAAGAUAGUGCUUGUCGUCGCCUUGGACCUCCCCGCGUCAAUGGUGUUCUAACUUCAAAGGAGUUCUUUGCUGCCGAUGCAGGGCGUGGUGACAAUGCCCCUGUCAUCCCCUCCAUGUUUUACAUGUACCAAAGCAUUUUUUGCGUAAAGGAGUCGAGGGAAGAGUUUCUCACGCAGGUCUCCUCAGUCAGUCUGUGGGCACUGCUGCUCUUUGGCGUCGGUGAGGCGGAGAUGCGGUUUGACCCGCUUCUGCAACUCUGUGUUGUCGGGGGAUGGAUAGGCAUACACAUCGACGCCAGCUCCUUCGCCGCGUUGCACGCACUUCGCUCCACCCUGCACACCUGCGUCUGGAGAAAGUACCAGAAACCGGACGACGGGAAGAACAAUGAGGCACUUGAGGUUCUCCGACGCCUCUGCAAAGAUGUGUUAAAGUCACCACCAAAUGAUAAGGAGCAGUAUGUCAAUCGUCUUGUCGACACCGGGCGUAUCCUCUCUCCCUCACGGCUUGAGCCGCUCAUCACAGACCCCAGUGACGAUAGUGAUGCAUGGGAAUGA